Messenger RNA from Rotaria sp. Silwood1, 2448 nucleotides. The record is from the annotation of a GenBank genome assembly. NCBI's taxonomy places the organism in Eukaryota, Metazoa, Rotifera, Eurotatoria, Philodinida, Philodinidae.
AUGAGCCAGAAAAGAAAGCAAACAACAGAUGAUUCUGCUGCUGCUAUACCAUCAAACCGCACAACUACAAGGCUACGACGAGCACCUAAGGCACGAAUUCAAAACUUUGUACUGGUUUGGCUUGAUGCAACGAUCGAUGAAGUUCACAAUCAAGACUCCAUCAAUACAAUUUCUAAAUUAAGAGAAAUUGUUAACAUUGUUAACACCUUCAUCAAUGCCGAUGAAUGUGUCAAUUUUAUCACCGACGUCAAAGAAGAAGAAAUUUUCAUGAUCUUUUCAGAUGCAUUUGGACAAACAAUCGUUCCCCUUAUCCAUGAAAUACGGCAGAUUAGCCUCAUUUACAUUUUCUGUGACCAAAAAACUUGUGAUGAACAAUGGACAAAACAAUGGCCAAAAGUCAAGGGUGUUUUCACAGAUAUUAAACCUAUCUAUGAAGCACUCAAACAAGCUAUACAAAUGUAUGAACAAAACACCAUUUCUAUGAGUUUUGUCCCACCAACUACUGGCACUACAAAUCAAAAUUUAAAUGAAUUAGAUAAAUCGUUUAUGUAUACACAUAUACUAAAGGAAAUACUUUUAACAAUUGAUUUUGAACGCCAGCAUAUCAACGAAUUUAUAUCGUAUUGUCGUGAACAAUUCAUUGGUGAUAUGAAUAAACCUGCAUUUAUUGAUAAACUUGAGCAAGAAUAUGAAAAGCAUGUUCCCAUCUGGUGGUAUACUUUUGGAUGUUCUUUUUAUUCAAUGUUGAAUCGGGCAUUACGAAUGAUGGAAGUGGAACUAAUCAUUGACAUGGGUUUUUUCGUUCGAGAUCUUCACAAACAGAUUACUCAACUUCACUCACAACAAUAUGCUGGUCACACUCAUUCGGAUACUUUUACUGUAUAUCGUGGUCUGGGUUUAUCCCACACAGACUUUGAACAAUUGAUAAGGAUCAAAGGUGGAUUAUUAUCAUUCAAUAAUUUCUUGUCGACUAGUAUGAAUCGACAAAUAUCACUCACUUUUGCUCUGUCAAAUAGUGAAGCUAACGAUCUAGUGGGUAUCUUAUUCGUCAUCCAAAUUGAUCCUUCAAUAUCUUCAACACCAUUCGCCAAUAUUCGUGAUGUGAGUUAUUAUGAGGGAGAAGAAGAAAUUCUUUUCUCCAUGCAUUCCAUCUUUCGAAUCGGGCAAACGAAACAAAUUGAUGGAAAUGAUCGUCUUUGGCAGGUGGAUUUAACACUAACUAGUGAUAAUGAUCCGCAAUUGCAUGCUUUAACUGAAUAUAUACGGGAAGAGACAUUUCCGGAAGAAAAAGGAUGGUAUCGAUUGGGUAACCUACUGAUUAAACUUGAUCAGUUUGACAAAGCUCAACAAGUGUAUGAAGUCAUGCUUGAUCAGACAGCUGAUGAUCAUGAAAAAGCAAAUAUUUAUCAUAUGCUUGGAGUAGUCAAGGACAACCAAGAGACAUAUGCAGAAGCAAUUAUAUUGUAUCAAAAAUCAAAUGAAAUCCUUCAGAAGAUACUCUCUCCUACUCACGCUGAUAUGGCUAGUUCUUACAACAACAUCGGUAUGGUAUAUUAUAAAAUGGGCGAGUACUCGGAAGCAUUAUCAUUUUUUCAACAAGCGCUUAAAAUCUACCAAAAAACUCUGCCUGCAGAUCAUUCUCAUCUCGCUAGUUCUUAUAACAACAUCGGCUCGGUGUAUGAUGACAUUGGCGAGUACUCGAAAGCGCUUUCAUAUUAUAGAAAAGGUCUUGAAAUAUCAGAAAAAAUUCUUCCUUCCAAUCAUCCUGAUUUGGCUACUUCGUACGAUAACAUCGGCUUGAUGUAUGGUGAGAUGGGCGAGUAUUCGAAAGCACUUUCAGCUGGUGAAACAGCACUUGAAAUUCGACAAAAAACUCUUCCUUCGAAUCAUCCUGCUUUAGCUGCUUCUCACAAUAAUAUCGGUAUGGUAUAUUAUAAGAUGAGCGAGUACUCGAAAGCACUAUCAUUUUUUCAACAAGCACUUGAAAUCUACCAAAAAACCCUUACUCCAAAUCAUCGCCAUCUAGCUAGUUCUUACAGUAACAUCGGUUCGGUGUAUGAUGAAAUUGGCGAAUACUCGAAAGCACUUUCAUAUUAUGAAAAAGACCUCGAAAUAUUGAAAAAAACUCUUCGUUCCAAUCAUCCUGAUUUGGCUACGUCUUACAAUAAUAUCGGCUUGAUUUAUGGUAAGGUGGGCGAAUACUCGAAAGCAUUUUCGUCUCAUGAAAAAGCCCUUGAAAUUCGACAAAAAACUCUUCCUUCGAAUCAUCCGAGUUUGGCUCAGUCUUAUGGACAUAUUGGAAUGGUGUCUUCUAAAAUGGGAGAACAUUCAAAAGCAGUUUUAUAUUGCGCACAAGCGCUUAAAAUAGUAGAACAUUCACUACAUCCUGAUCAUCCGACUAUUCGGUUAUAUAAGGAUAAUCUCGAAUAUGUUAAAAAGGAAAUGUAA